AUGCGACGCGCAUGAAAGCUCCCAACAAGCAAUGAACACCUCCUAGCUUUAGCCAACAACAUCUCCUCGCGUUGUUCUGUAACGUGCAGAGAUAGUUUACCGUUGUGUACGCAGUAGUUCUUCCGUUAAUCUGAGCAAAAGGUGCUUGGGAGAAGUGUUUCUCUAUUUCACCACUUUCACUUGAUCUAUUUUCGUAAGGACGCAAACGCUAAUUCCGGCGACAAAAUUUAUAGACUUAGCCGGAGUUUCCCUGUAUCUCUUAAUUUUCACACAACCUGCUCACGAUUAACGUGUAACUUUCUCUUUUACUUUUGUAGCGUCUACAACUUGUGAGAGCUAUAUUUUGCCGUAAAACCGAACAAUUGUCUUGGAUUUUGGCUGUUUAACUUUACUCACUAUCUUUGGAGUGUUUGAACUAAGUUCACGAUUACUGUCGUCUUGGUAUGAUUGACUCGGCAGCCAAGGAAAACACAAUUACGCCCAUCAUGAGUUUAGAAACCGAAGAGGCUUUAAAUUCUGGCGGAAAGUCCUGCGAGGAACAAAAGUGCAAGAAAAAUGCAACCGCAAACAUUAAGGUUGUAGAAAACGAGGACAGCGAGGCCCGUUUAGGCCAGACUCCUUCGGGUCAAAUCUUUGUCUUGCCUCACGACCCUCCUAACCGUCGUAGUAUUCUUGAAACGGUAGACUUCCGUGUUCCAAAGACGCCAUGGGACCUUGUGGUGGACGGUGUAAUUCUUGCACAAGUCCUGCUAUUUUUCGUAACUUCAGGUAUGGUCCGUAGGUUUCUUAUGCUUGGCUGUUUCUUCUUCUGGCGUGUUUCUUACGAUGCUGGUAUUGGCUAUCUUCUCCACAAGCAAUCGCAUCAACAGAAAAUUGUCGAUUGGAUUGUCGGAAUGGGUUUCUUCGACAAGACGAAUCAUCCUAAGCUUUAUGAAAUGACCAAGCGUCAACUCAAGGCCAAAAUGGACAGUAGCUAUGAUUUUGAGAAUUCUCCUGUUGAAUUCAAUGCGUGGCUUGUUUUCCGACACUUUGUUGAUUUGGUCCUCAUGUGUGAUUUUUGUUCCUACGUUUUAAUGGCAUGUGCAUGGUUGUGUUGGCCCAAAAUGAACUUUUUCGCGCACAUUCUUCGUAUCGGUGCCGGUUAUUUGUUACUCGUCUUUAACCUUUGGGUAAAAAUGGAUGCCCACCGUGUUGUACGUGAUUAUGCUUGGUACUGGGGCGACUUCUUUUUCCGUUUGCGCGGUACACUUGUGUUCAACGGUGUCUUUGAACUCGCACCUCAUCCUAUGUACUCUAUUGGUUAUGCCGGAUAUUAUGGUAUGAGUCUGAUUACCGGCAGCUACAUGGUUCUUUUCGCUAGUAUUGUGGCCCAUAUGGCUCAAUUUGCCUUUUUACUUUUUGUUGAGAAUCCUCAUAUCGCUCGUACUUACGGAAGCGACUCCUCAAAGGCGAAAGAAUUUUUACCUCAUGAUUUAGUGAAUGAGCCUCUCUUACCGGCCCAGAAGGACACAGUCGUUUUUUUCAACUUUGAUAUCACUCGCGUAUCUGACGUUGGACUUGCUCUCUUGUCUGUGUAUAGUAUUGUUCUUGUGUUGUUUACCCCAAACAGUAAUUACGCGCGUGCUUUGGCCGUUGGUCAAGCUUUUAUUUGGCGUGUUGCCCAUUCCUUGUUGCAUGGAUUCAUUUUGUCUCGGCAGUCGAAAACCAAAGCCUGGACCCGGCAUUUUAUUUCCCGUGGUAACUCUGCACUCGACGCUUGGGCCCAGUGGAAAGGCCUUUAUAAUCUUACUCUUUGUAUGUCUUAUAUUACAUUCAUUAUGGCUUCUUGGAAAAUGUACUCCUUCCCGACCAACUGGAUUUACGGUUCGGCUUUCUUCCGUCACGUUUUAGGUUUAACGUUUAUCGCCCUUCAUAUUUACACUUCGGUUUCGAUUUUUGACGAUCUCGGAAACUUUGGCUGGUUUUACGGUGAUUUCUUCCUUCCUGUUCAAUCUCCCAAGCUUAGUUACCGUGGUAUUUACCGUUAUCUGAAUAAUCCUGAGCGUUUCUUUGGAAGUGCCGCCUUCUGGGGUAUGGCCUUAAUUAGCAACUCUUCCUGGAUCUUUUUCCUCGCCCUUUUGGCUCAAGUUUCUACUCUUGGAAUCAUUCGGUUUGUUGAAAAGCCUCACAUGCAACGUAUUUAUGGUUCCGGAUUGAGAAAAGAAGCUGGCGUUGAAAAAACGAUUAAGCAAGCGACUCUGAAGUCGAAUAUUACUAUUCCCACUGCCUUGAAACAGCGUGUUAAAACCAUUACAAGCACCAUUGACAAAGUAAUUGAUCAAACUGCGGGUGCUGUCGAGGAGUUUUUGGAUACUGCCGGACCUAAGGUUCACGAGUUACUGCAUGAUACUAGUGCUCAUAUUCGUUAUCAAGCGCAAUUAAGUGUCUUGAAAGUUUUAGAUCCUCAUACGAAACAGUUAGGUCUUUCCAAUUACGGCUUGGAGGUUGAUGACCUUUCUGAUCGCAAAAUUCCAUUUGGUGCGCCUAUCCGCGUGAAGUGGAAUGCGCCUGCUAAUCAUUCUACACAUGACUGGAUUGGCCUCUACCGUGUUGGGGACAAUCCCAGUACUUCUGUAACUCAAACCUCUAGUCAGGGCCGUUGGUCUGCUGUACAGCCAGAUGUGUACAGUUCUCAUUCUAAAAGCAUUGAAUACCUUUCUCCUAACAAAGACAGUGGCGUUGUCUGUUUCUCUGAUGACCUUUUGUUUUGGAAACCUGGAAUGUACGAGUUCCGUUAUCACCAUUCUAAAAAUCAUGUCGUUAUGACUCGCUCUCAACCUUUCGAAAUUGUUUUGAGCCGCUGCGAUUCAGUAGUGUAUGAGGACAUUUUAACUGCACUGAAACCAAUCAUUUCCGCCUGUCUUCCUGGUGUUGAUUUGGAAGAUUCAAAAUUACCGUUGGAAGAUAUCUCAACGGAUCAAGCCAAGCGAAUUGUUCUUGCUAUUCGUUAUGCUUUUAAGCUUUCUUUUGAGCACAGAGUUGUAAAGGUUGAUGGCAAGGUAUCGGUUUUGGCGCGUCGUAUUUCUAAAGCAAAGAAAAUACUACAGUCCUUUUCUGACUCGUUUUCUGCUGAAAAGAAAACCGCCUAAUAUGCUUUAUGAUCAAUGAUUUAAUGGCGAUUGGUGUACUUCAUAAACCACCGGGUGACUGACUAUUUUGUUACAGCUACACAUUUUAAUUUCAGUACGCCCACUCAUGAUAAAUUGUGCUUAUUCAAUGAUUUGCUUCGUGAUUUCAACAAUGACUUAGACUUUUUUUAGAGGUUACGUAUAUACGUAGCUGAAAUGUUAUGAUUAUUUUUUUCUGUA
Molecule: messenger RNA, 3347 nt
Organism: Schizosaccharomyces japonicus yFS275
Lineage: Eukaryota; Fungi; Ascomycota; Schizosaccharomycetes; Schizosaccharomycetales; Schizosaccharomycetaceae
Product: phosphatidylethanolamine N-methyltransferase Cho2
Exons: 1
Coding region: 444-3128 (894 amino acids)
Biological process (GO): phosphatidylcholine biosynthetic process; phospholipid metabolic process
Cellular component (GO): perinuclear endoplasmic reticulum; endoplasmic reticulum membrane; cortical endoplasmic reticulum
Molecular function (GO): phosphatidylethanolamine N-methyltransferase activity
Source: RefSeq, a predicted model, not a curated record